Messenger RNA from Xylaria bambusicola, 657 nucleotides. RefSeq lists its product as uncharacterized. Lineage: Eukaryota; Fungi; Ascomycota; Sordariomycetes; Xylariales; Xylariaceae. The coding region runs from base 116 to 496 and encodes 126 amino acids. The transcript has 3 exons. The record is from RefSeq and is a predicted model, not a curated record.
CAGACAUCUUACUUCAACAAUUUUAUUUUCCUAAUCUUAGUAUAUGAAAAGUCGAUUCCUUUCAUAAAAUGCCUAUAUAAAUUUCCCAGAGAUCUAAUCAACUUCACACAGCAUCAUGUCACAGAAAGGUGGCACCUAUCGACCCUCAGCAGCAGCGGAAGAUACCCAAUUACAGCAUUCAUCUAGACCAUCUAUACCUGCGUCUGUAAAGUAUGAAAAACAACAAGAAUAUUGUAAAGAAAAGAGUGAUGUCUGCGACUCUCACACUGCUGAGCGCAGCGUUUCUGCCUCCGAGAAGAUAAGCGAGAAAAUGAGGUACUCAGAUCCAAGGGACGAUGACGACCGGGAAUGGGAAUUUGUGAGCAUCCCUGAUGAGAGCGAGAGCCAGAGGGACGGCUCCGACAAUGCUUUCGAGUUCCACUAUGACCUUACCGUCGGCUGCGGGAAGUGGAAACACACACUCGUCAGCGUGGAUGUUACAUCCAGAUCGCAAUGAUGAGUGAUUUCUCUUGGUAGUAGGCGUGGAAAGCUUUACCUCAUUAAAAAAAAACAAAUCUUCAUGAUAAAUGGACAUUUUGGAACCUAUACCAGCGUAGUUGCAACUCAAAACCAUACGACUAAUUACUAGAGACUGCUGAAUACGUGUUGGUGGCGAUG